CUGAAAUGAAGAGAUUCAGCACCACAAACGUCAUGAAAAUGAUGCAGGAUCCAAUUAAGAAGGAGCCUAAAAUCGGAUUGUAGUCCAAGAUCUGUAGAAUUAAUAAGAUACUGGAUAUCAAAACGCAAUUGCACAAGUCUCUUUGAAAGAAACUCCAUCAAAGCUGUGUCACCCCUCUUGGAAUUAGAAACAAAAAGUCUGGUUUUACUACGAUAGCAAUGCACAAAAGUGUGUGUCAGAUUCAUUACUUCAAUAAGAGGAUUCAGUAGCCUCUCCUAACACUCAGAAGGGCAGUCUGCAGAUUUUCAACUGUAUUCAGGAGCUGGUGGGACACCAAACUCUGGACAAGGAUUGGAGGAGGGAACGUUUAACAAAGCUGCCCAGAAUCAACUAUUCCAUUCAGUGGCUUCAAUAACAUGGUGAAAAUCUUACACUACAGAAAACCGUCUGUUCUUCAUACAGACAGCACAGCCUCCCCGAGCUUAUGAUGUUCUGGAAAAUACUAUAUGCUGCUUUCCAAAUGGAGACAAAGGCUGUCCUGAUGAUUUCCUAAGUUGAAGAGAAGUCAACAGACACAGGGUAAAGAUGAGAAGAGCAAUACAUAUGUAUAACAAGAGUCUGAGCAGUCACCCGUAGCAGAACUAGUGUUUUCAAUAAAAUGAGUGUGGAUAUUUAUAAAUGAUCAAUUAGACUUAAGAAUGGAUGUUAAAACAUUUUGGGAACAACAGUGAUUUAGCAGAAAAAAAUCGGAUUUUAGGGUAACCUCAUAUAAAAUUGCAUAAUAUAUGAUUGUGCAAAGAGUCUUUUUAUCCUUCAUGUUCAAUGGAGCCUGUGAUUUCCUCUGCAAUCACAUGCUUUAUACUGAAAUAAUUCUUUUCUAGAGGAUUUUAAAACUAACAACACUGAACUCAGUUAAGUACCUUAUCUUGAAAGAAAUGCAUGAAGUUAAAAAUCCCCCUUCUUCUUAAUUAUUCCUGCCAUACUUUUGCAGAGACUUCAACGAGCUGAUAACGAGGUGGAAUCAGGUCAUGUAUGGGAGAAUGUGUAAUAGUGUCUAUUUGCAAAAAGGUGUUUAGUUCAAACGUGCACCACUCACUCUGGAACUGCUUGUACCUAAAGGAAAAAACUCAUCACUGUUCAGUGGUGAUAUUUUGUGAGUUAAUAGAAUAGCCCAGUUUAAAUUUCACAGAAUGGAAAGAAACUGAUGACACUCCAACUGUUUAUCACUCCCAAGAAGACAAAUUCGGAACGUGCUGAAGGUGAUGUUUCAGUUUCAUUUUACCUGACUCCUUUGGUACGCCUGGCUAUUUGAAUUAGCUUCACACGGAGCAAACAGGAAAGAGCUGUUCUUAGCCCAGAGAGGACGGGACUGCUACGCCUGCAGGAGCAGCUGGGUAAGGGACACAGGAGCUGUUCAGUUACGUGAGCGAUGGAGACGAUAUUUAACAGAAACAAAGAAGAACAUCCAGAGCCCAUAAAAGCUGAGGUGCAAGGUCAGUUGCCCACUUGGUUGCAAGGGGUACUUCUCCGAAAUGGCCCAGGGAUGCACACAAUAGGGGACACUAAAUAUAACCACUGGUUUGAUGGCUUGGCUCUGCUGCACAGCUUCACAUUUAAGAAUGGUGAAGUUUACUACAGAAGUAAGUAUCUCCGAAGUGACACAUACAACUGCAAUAUAGAAGCAAACAGAAUCGUGGUGUCUGAGUUUGGAACCAUGGCUUAUCCGGAUCCAUGCAAAAACAUAUUUGCCAAGGCGUUCUCAUACUUAUCUCACACCAUUCCCGAGUUCACGGACAACUGCCUGAUCAACAUUAUGAAAACUGGGGAUGAUUAUUAUGCUACCAGCGAGACUAAUUUCAUCAGAAAAAUUAAUCCACAGACUCUGGAGACACUAGAAAAGGUAGACUACAGCAAAUACGUAGCUGUAAACUUGGCCACUUCUCACCCACACUAUGACAGUGCUGGAAAUAUUCUCAACAUGGGUACUUCAAUUGUUGAUAAAGGGAGAACAAAAUACGUUCUCUUUAAGAUCCCUUCCUCUGUACCAGAAAAAGAAAAGAAGAAAUCUUGUUUUAAACACCUGGAAGUAGUAUGCUCCAUUCCUUCUCGCUCUCUGCUCCAACCAAGCUACUACCACAGCUUUGGAAUCACAGAAAAUUAUAUUGUGUUCAUAGAACAGCCAUUCAAACUGGAUAUUGUCAAACUGGCAACUGCAUACAUCCGAGGGGUGAACUGGGCUUCCUGCCUUUCCUUUCACAAGGAGGAUAAGACGUGGUUUCACUUUAUAGACAGAAAGACGAAAAAAGAAGUAUCCACCAAGUUUUACUCUGAUGCUAUGGUGCUUUAUCACCACAUAAAUGCUUAUGAAGAAGACGGCCACAUUGUUUUUGAUAUCGUUGCCUACAGAGACAAUAGCUUGUAUGAUAUGUUUUACUUAAAAAAACUGAACAAGGACUUUGAAGAGAACAACAAGCUUACCUCCAUCCCAGCCUGCAAGCGGUUUGUUGUUCCUCUGCAGUAUGACAAGGAUGCAGAAUUAGGUUCUAAUUUAGUCAAACUUCCAACUUCCGCAACUGCUGUAAAAGAGAAAGAUGGCAACAUCUAUUGCCAACCUGAAAUAUUAUGUGAAGGGAUAGAACUGCCUCGCAUCAACUAUGACUAUAAUGGCAAAAAAUACAAAUACGUCUAUGCAACAGAAGUCCAGUGGAGUCCAGUUCCUACAAAGAUUGCAAAACUGAACGUCCAAACAAAGGAAAUUCUGCACUGGGGAGAAGACCACUGCUGGCCCUCGGAGCCCAUCUUCGUUCCCAGCCCCGACGCAAGAGACGAGGAUGAAGGCAUUGUUUUGACCUGUGUUGUGACGUCUGAGCCAAAUAAAGCACCCUUCCUACUCCUCUUAGAUGCUAAAACAUUCAAAGAAUUGGGCCGAGCCACAGUUGAUGUAGAAAUGCAUCUGGACCUGCAUGGAAUGUAUAUACCACAGAACGACUUGGAGGCUGAGACUGAGUAAAACGCUAUUUAUCCAUGACACAAACUGAGACAACUUUCUACUGAACGUGGGAAAAUAUCCCUUUUAUCAUUCAAGAACAACCAUAUUAUGACACAAAAUGACUACAUAUAAUCCUUAAAUAAUCUAUAUAAUCUUUCUAAGACACAGCAAUGACUUUUACUGCAGAUAUCCUGCAUAUAACUAUUCCAAAAGAAGAAUGGUCAGUGUUUUAAAAGUGCUAAUGUUGUACAGAACUGUGGUAGAGGGAAGAGGAGAGAAAGGUAACAGGAAUAUUUAAGUAGAAUAUAGAUUUCCAAGCAAAUGAAGUACAGUAUUUAUAGUGUGAUGCAUGGCAUGAGUCACAUACAUCUGCAGCUCAUGUAACUUUCAUAGAUCAUUUCAAGAUUGCAGCUCGUGAUGCAAGUUUUCUCCAGCCAGAGAACCUCAUUUUAAACUAUCUGCUUCUUUACUGGUAAUUCAUACCAAUGCAUUUUCUUGGUGCUUGACUUCUUAAACUCCACUGUAACCAAAGUAUUACAUUCAGGUGCUACAACUUUCUAAUUUAAAACCUAAACAAAUGAGCAAACAAAACUUGCUUUGUGAAUAAUCCCGUGGUGUAUUUUUCCUUUUUAUGAUGACAAAACCAAGUAACUUGAACAGAUGGUUUUAUGUAGCAUUCAAUUAUACUUCAGUGCUAUUCUAUCCUAGUGUUAUAAGCAGUUUGUAUAUAAAUCAGUUUUCUUUGAGAAUA
Numida meleagris (helmeted guineafowl) is the source of this 3740-nucleotide messenger RNA. RefSeq names its product beta-carotene oxygenase 1 (gene BCO1). Gene Ontology annotation, biological process: carotene catabolic process; retinal metabolic process. The transcript has 17 exons. Gene Ontology annotation, molecular function: beta-carotene 15,15'-dioxygenase activity; carotenoid dioxygenase activity. The record is from RefSeq and is a predicted model, not a curated record. The coding region runs from base 1430 to 3010 and encodes 526 amino acids. NCBI's taxonomy places the organism in Eukaryota, Metazoa, Chordata, Aves, Galliformes, Numididae.